Melanotaenia boesemani (Boeseman's rainbowfish) is the source of this 9012-nucleotide messenger RNA. It is a transcript of the gene fasn, whose product is annotated as fatty acid synthase. The coding region runs from base 427 to 7977 and encodes 2516 amino acids. The record is from RefSeq and is a predicted model, not a curated record. The transcript has 42 exons. Gene Ontology annotation, molecular function: oxidoreductase activity; fatty acid synthase activity; phosphopantetheine binding. Gene Ontology annotation, biological process: fatty acid biosynthetic process. NCBI's taxonomy places the organism in Eukaryota, Metazoa, Chordata, Actinopteri, Atheriniformes, Melanotaeniidae. Gene Ontology annotation, cellular component: cytoplasm.
GACAGUAAGGUCACGUGACCUGUCUGAAGCAGAGAAGCAGUGAGAUAAAGAGAAGCCACUUCGUCACAUUUGGUUCCGGUCCAGAUUCUGGCCGUGUUGGGUUUCUCCUGCAGGACAGUGAGUCAGUGUGAACUGUAGUAACCCCGUCCCAACAUCUUUUUGUUCCGUUCUCGGUCUCCGGGGGCGGCUAACGACGGACUCCAUCACUGGCUGGAUCCCGGAGCGCUGCCUCUCCUCAUUGGACCGCGCUGUGAAGCGGCUGUCAGCCCAUGUGGCGUGGCCUGGCAUAGAGCGAGACAUUUAAAUUAAUCAGAAAAAACCGGAGAAGAACCAGCAUCCGACACCACCGCAGCAGUCACUCCGACGGCACCGUGGAAUAAGAAACACGCGUUUUCCACGCACGAGUUCACGGCACAGGACGUCAGUAUGGAUGAGAUCGUCAUUGCUGGGAUAUCAGGCCGCUUGCCAGAGUCCAACAACCUGGAGGAAUUCUGGGAAAACCUCAUCAACAGUGUGGACAUGGUGACAGAGGACGACAGGCGGUGGAAGCCAGGUCUGUACGGUCUUCCAAAGAGGAACGGGAAACUGAAGGACAUCAGCCACUUUGAUGCAUCUUUCUUUGGAGUCCACCCCAAACAGGCCAACACCAUGGAUCCCCAGCUCCGUCUGAUGCUGGAGGUUUCCUAUGAGGCCAUCGUAGAUGGAGGACUGAAUCCGAACGCGCUGCGUGGCAGUAAGACCGGGGUCUACAUUGGGGUGAGUGGCUCUGAGGCCGGCGAGGCCUUCAGCAGAGAUCCAGAGGAGCUGCUGGGAUACAGCAUGACGGGUUGCCAGAGAGCCAUGCUGGCCAACAGACUGUCCUACUUUUUUGACUUCAGAGGCCCGAGCACUGCCAUAGACACAGCCUGCUCCUCCAGCUUGUUGGCUCUAGAAAAUGCCUUCCACGCGAUUCGCCAGGGCCACUGUGAUGCAGCGCUGGUGGGCGGAGUCAACCUACUGCUCAAGCCAAACACGUCGGUCCAGUUCAUGAAGCUGGGCAUGCUCAGUCCUGAUGGGACCUGCAAGUCCUUUGACUCAUCAGGAAACGGAUACUGUCGUUCUGAAGCAGCCGUCGCAGUUCUGCUAACCAAGCGAUCAGCAGCUAAACGCGUCUACGGCACCGUGAUCAAUGCAGGAAACAACACAGAUGGCUACAAGGAGCAAGGUGUGACAUUUCCUUCAGGUGAGAUUCAGCAGAGUUUGGUUCGUUCUCUCUACCAGGAGGUGAACAUAACUCCUGACCAGGUGGAGUACAUCGAGGCUCACGGCACCGGAACCAAGGUUGGAGACCCACAGGAAGUAAACGGUAUCGUUGGCGUGUUCUGUCAAUCAAAGCGGGAACCUUUGCUGAUUGGUUCCACCAAGUCCAACAUGGGUCAUCCAGAACCAGCCUCUGGUCUGGCUGCUCUGGUAAAGGUGGUACUUUCUUUGGAACGAGGAACCUGGGCACCCAACCUUCACUUCAACACUCCCAAUCCCGACAUUCCCGCCCUAACUGACGGCCGGGUUCAGGUUGUUGACAGGCCUAUCCCAGUUCGACGAGGCAUCGUAGGGAUCAACUCGUUUGGAUUUGGAGGCUCAAACGUUCAUGUCAUCCUGCGUCCAGCUGAUGAGCCGACAGGCUCAGAUCCACCCGGGAUGUUUCCCAGAGUCGUUCAGGCCUGUGGCCGCUCAGAGGCUGCGGUAGCGGCUGUCCUGCAGAAGGGGAAGGAGCACGGCGCAGACCACAGCUUCCUGUCGCUGCUGAACGGGGUGUCGGGAAUCCCUCCCAGCAGCAUGCCGUACAGGGGCUAUGCGCUGAUUGGAUGUCAGAGUGACCCUGUGGAAGUGCAGCAGGUUCCGGCUGCUGUCAGACCGCUGUGGUACAUCUGCUCAGGAAUGGGAACUCAGUGGGCAGGUAUGGGUCGCAGCCUCAUGCAGCUGCCGGCCUUCAGAGAGUCGGUGCUGAGAUCAGACGCUGCCCUGAAGGAAACCGGUCUGGUCGUGUCUCAGCUGCUCAUGGAGGCUGAUGAGGCCACUUUUGAAGACACUGUUCACGCCUUUGUUGGCCUCGCCGCCAUUCAGAUUGCUCUGAUUGACCUUCUGACCCAGAUGGGUCUGCAGCCUGAUGGGAUCGUGGGUCACUCUGUGGGAGAACUAGCCUGUGGAUACGCUGACGGCUCUCUGAGCCACACCGAGGCCAUCCUGGCUGCCUACUGGAGAGGACACUGCAUUAAGAAGGCUGACCUUCCUCCGGGAGGAAUGGCUGCAGUCGGGCUGACCUGGGAGGAGUGUAUGGCUCAGUGUCCUCAGGGAGUGGUUCCAGCCUGCCACAACGCCGAGGACACGGUGACCGUCUCUGGUCCUCAGGAAGCAGUCAGUCUGUUUGUGUCGGCGCUGAAGCAGCAGGGAGUGUUUGCGAAGGAAGUCCGCAGCGCCGGCGUGGCGUUCCACUCCCACUACAUGUCGGCCAUCGGUCCGACGCUGCUCGCCGCUCUGAAGAAGGUGAUCAAGGAGCCACGAAGGCGUUCGGCCCGCUGGGUCAGCACCAGCAUCCCUCAGUCUGAGUGGGAGUCUCCUCUGGCUCUGUACAGCUCGGCUGAGUACCAUGUCAACAACCUGCUGAGUCCGGUGCUGUUCCAGGAGGCCCUGAGGCUGGUGCCGGAAGACGCCGUGGUGGUGGAGAUCGCUCCUCAUGCUCUGCUGCAGGCCAUCCUCAAACGCAGCCUAAAGCACACAUGUUCCAUCCUCCCUCUGAUGAAGAGGGGCAACGCCAACAACCUGGAGUUCUUCCUCUCCAACAUCGGCAGGAUCUACACCAGCGGCAUCGAUGUGGACUGUAACAGCCUCGGCCCAGCGGUCAGGUACCCGGUCCCGGCUGGGACACCUCUCAUCUCCCCCCUGCUGCAGUGGGACCAUUCCCAGACUUGGGACGUCCCCAGACCAGAGGACUUUUUCUACAGCUCAGGAGGAUCUGGUUCUGCUGCCAUCUACAACAUCGAGACAAACCCAGAGUCAGCAGACCACUAUCUAACUGGACACUGCAUCGAUGGACGUGUCCUCUACCCAGCCACGGGCUACCUGGUCCUGGCCUGGCGAACCUUGAUGAAAAGUUGUGGGGUUGUCAUGGAAACGACCCCUGUUACCUUUGAGGAUGUGACCAUCCACAGGGCCACCAUCCUGCCGAAGACUGGUUCUGUUCAGCUAGAGGUCCAUCUGAUGCCGGCCACCAACACGUUCGAGGUGUCGGAGAACGGAAACCUGGCUGUCAGCGGGAAGGUGAGCCUUCUUGAGGAUACCGCCCUCGAUUCUUUCCGUAGUCGGAUUAAUCAGGAAUCUGCCGGCGACUCUGACUCCAAAACUUACCUGAAGUCAGGUGAUGUUUACAAAGAGCUUCGGCUGCGAGGAUACGACUACGGGAAGACCUUCCAGGGAAUCCUGGAGUCCAACAACGCAGGCAACAGCGGGAAGCUGCAGUGGACGGGAAACUGGGUGACGUUUUUGGACACCAUGCUGCAGAUGAUUGUGGUCGGGCUGCCGGGUCGUAGUCUCCGAUUACCAACCAGAAUCCGCUCGGUGUGCGUCGAUCCAGCUCUCCAUCUAGAAAAAGUUUCUGAGUACAUCGAUGGGAAAAAAGCUGUCCACGUCCACGUCAACCGUUGCCUUGACAACAUUGUUGCCGGUGGAGUCCAAAUCAGCGGUCUGCACGCCACCGUGGCCCCCCGGAGGCAGCAGCAGCAGAGUCCCCCCACCCUGGAGGAGUUUGUAUUUGUUCCCUACGUGGAGACGGAGUGCCUCAAAACCAAUCAGAAACUAGCAGAACAGCUGAGACUCUGCAAAGAUUUGAUCCGUAAGCUGCAACUGAAGUUGGCUCCUCAUGGUGUUCAGAUGUCCAUCCCGGGUCUAAAGGGGGAGUCAGGCGAUGGUCUUCCUGUCUCUGAGGGGUCAAAGCCCGACCUGGUGCGACUGCUGACGCUCCUCUGUGGUCUGGAGCUGAACGGGAACCUUCAAUCAGAACUGGAGCAGGUGGUGGAGAAGGAGCGAGCCUGUCUGCUGCAGGAUGCUCUGCUGCAAGGGCUCUUAGAUGAUCCAGCCCUCAGACACCUCCUGGACAUCACCAUGGAAAACUGUACACCAGGGAGGAUCCGUGUCUUGGAGGCACUGUCAAACGAUGGUCAGCUGUUCCCUCGUGUGGUCCCCCUCCUCAACAUCCAGCCGAUGCUGCAUGUGGACUACACUACCACAGCGUCCAGCCUGGAUCUCCUGUCCCCCCUCGAGGUCACCCUGCAGGACCUGUCUAUCUCCUCAGCACAGUGGGACCCUCUGGUCAGCCCAGCUCCUGGAGGUCUGGUGUCGGCGGCGGACCUGGUUCUGUGUAACCAUGCAUGGGGUCCGCUCAGGACAGAACCCAGGGUGCUGGUGGCUAACCUGGCUUCUGGAGCCCGAGAAGAAGGGUUUGUUCUGCUGCACACCUUGCUGAAGGGGGAGACAGUGGGGGAGACGGUGGCCUUUCUCAGCAGCUCGGCUCAGAGCAGCAGCUGGCGUGGACUGCUCACGCAGGCCGAGUGGGAGAAGGUUUUCUCCGAGGCCUCACUGAGCUUGGUGGCAGUCAGAAAGUCUUUUUAUGGCUCCGCCCUCUUUCUGUGUCGCCGUAGGUCUUCGAGUAAACAACCUGUUUACCUCCCAGUGGAGAGUGCCGACUGUAAGUGGGUGGAAGCUCUUCAGCAGGUCAUGAUGUCGGACUCGAACCGUCCUGUGUGGUUGACGUCAUCUCAGCCUUACUCUGGAAUUGUGGGAAUGGUCAACUGUCUUCGGCAGGAACCAGGCGGCAGCCGGAUACGCUGCAUCUUCGUGUCCAACCUGAACGGGUCUUCAGUGGCACCGGUUCUCCAGCCAGGUCAUCGGUCCAUUCAGGCGGUGCUGGACGGAGAUCUGGUGAUGAAUGUGUUCAGAGACGGGCGGUGGGGAACCUUCAGACACCAGCUCAUCGCUCACGAUCUGAGAGAAGAGCUGACAGACUCCGCGUACGUCAACGUGUUGACUCGAGGUGACCUGGCUUCCCUGCGAUGGAUCUCGUCUCCGCUCCGAUACUUCGUCAGUACUGACCCGUCCGUUCAGCUCUGUCAGGUCCACUACAGCUCGCUCAACUUCAGAGACGUCAUGCUCGCCACCGGAAAACUGCCACCGGAUGCUAUUCCAGGGGACCUGGCCCUGCAGCAGUGCAUGCUGGGAAUGGAGUUUUCAGGCCGGGACCCUGCAGGACUUCGUGUGAUGGGUCUUCUUCCUGCUAAAGGUCUGGCUACGGUGGUGGAUGCUGACCGCCGCUUCCUGUGGGAAGUUCCUGCUCACUGGACUCUGGAACAAGCAGCCUCUGUUCCGGUGGUCUACGCCACCGCCUACUACUCCUUGGUGGUGCGUGGCAGACUCCGGCCCGGUGAGACGGUCCUCAUCCAUUCCGGGUCGGGUGGAGUGGGUCAGGCCGCCAUCGCCGUGGCGCUUAGCAGGAAAUGCAGAGUUUUUACCACUGUUGGUUCGACCGAGAAGCGAAGCUACCUCCAGGAGAGGUUCCCUCAGCUCUCAGCAGAGAGUUUCGCCAACUCCAGAGACUCCUCGUUCGAACAGCACGUCCUUCUCCACACACAAGGAAAAGGUGUGGACCUGGUGUUAAACUCUCUGGCUGAGGAGAAGCUGCAGGCCAGCGUUCGCUGUCUCGCCAGACAUGGACGAUUCCUGGAGAUCGGGAAAUACGACCUCUCCAACAACACUCCACUCGGUAUGGCUCUGUUCCUGAAGAAUGUGGCCUUUCAUGGGAUCCUGCUGGAUGCUCUCUUUGAAGAAGGCAACAAGGAGUGGGAGGAGGUGUCCCAGCUGCUGAAGGAGGGCAUCAUGGGAGGUGUAGUCCAGCCUCUACGGACAACUGUGUUCCAGAGGGACCAGGUUGAGGACGCGUUCAGAUUUAUGGCUCAGGGCAGACACAUCGGUAAAGUCCUCCUGAAGAUCCGCAGUGACGAACCGGGUCCAGGUGCUCAGCCAGCUUCACCUUUGUCUCUUCCAGCCAUCUGUCGGACCUUCUGCCCUCCAUCCCACACCUACAUCAUCACUGGUGGACUGGGAGGGUUCGGUCUGGAGCUUUCUCAGUGGCUAAUGGAGAGAGGAGCUCGUAGAUUAGUGCUGACUUCUCGAUCCGGCAUCAGGACAGGUUAUCAGGCCAAAAGGAUCAGAGAGUUUCAGGACCAGGGUGUGUCGGUGUUGGUGUCGACGAAAGAUGUCAGCACACUGGGAGGAGCCGAACAGCUGAUCUCUGAGGCCUCUACGCUCGGUCCAGUGGGAGGAGUCUUCCAUCUGGCCAUGGUAUUGAAAGACGGGAUGCUGGAGAAUUUGACCCCGGAGCUCUUUGUUGAUGUUUGCAAACCGAAAUGUGAUGGCACCAUUAAUCUGGACAAAGUGACCAGAAGUUCCUGUCCAGACCUCAAGUACUUCGUGGCCUUCUCCUCAGUCAGCUGCGGCCGUGGAAACGCCGGCCAAAGUAACUACGGUUAUGCCAACUCGACAAUGGAACGUGUAUGUGAGAGGCGCCGCCAUGAUGGCCUCCCUGGUUUAGCAGUUCAGUGGGGGGCCAUCGGUGAUGUGGGUGUAGUGCUGGAGACCAUGGGCGGUAAUGAUGUCAUUAUUGGCGGAACGCUGCCCCAGCGCAUCACUUCCUGCCUGGAGGUGCUGGACUUCUUCCUAUGUCAGCAGCAGCCGGUGAUGUCCAGCUUUGUUCUGGCAGAGAGGAUGGUGGUAAAGAGUGAGGCUGGAAACCAGAAAGACCUGGUGGAUGCUGUCGCUCACAUUCUGGGUGUUCGGGAUGUCAGCAGUCUGAACGCUGAUGCCUCAUUGGCAGAUUUGGGUCUAGAUUCUUUGAUGGGUGUGGAGGUUCGGCAGACUUUGGAGCGAGACUAUGACAUUGUCAUGGCCAUGAGGGAGAUCCGCCAGCUCACCAUUAACAAGCUGCGAGAGUUGUCCAAGAAGAAGCCUGAAGGACCCAGUGAGUCUCACCACGCUGCAGCCAAGAGGGAUGCUGUUCGCUCUGUGUUGGAAUCAGAUGUGACCCAACUGUUAGUCAACCCCCACGGUCCCACCAUCACUCCACUCAAUGAGGUCCAAAGCCCGGAGAGGCCCCUGUUCCUGGUCCAUCCCAUCGAGGGCUCUAUCACUGCCUUCAAGACGCUGGCCUCCAAACUCAGUGUGCCGUGUUAUGGAUUACAGUGCACUAAAGCUGCCCCCCUGGACAGCAUCCAGUCUCUGGCAGAUUAUUACGUGAGCUGCAUCCGACAGCUCCAGGCAGACGGACCGUAUCGGAUCGCCGGUUAUUCCUUUGGAGCCUGUGUGGCGUUUGAGAUGUGCUCUCAGCUGCAGAACCAGAACCAGCCCGUGGAUCACCUCUUCCUGUUUGAUGGCUCACACUCCUACGUAGCAGCGUACACACAGAGCUACAGAUCCAAACUGACUCCGGGAAAUGAGUCAGAAGCCGAGACAGAGGCUCUCUGCGCCUUCAUCCAGCAGUUCACUGGCAUAGAAUACAACAAGCUGUUGGAGACUCUCCUGCCACUUUCGGACCUGAAGGCCCGUGUGGACGUGGCUGUGGACCUGAUCACCUCCAACCACAAGGACAUCAGCCGUGAGUCUCUGCACUUCGCUGCCUCCACCUUCUACCACAAGCUGAAGGCUGCGGACCGGUAUGUUCCUGCUGCCAAGUUCCAUGGCAAUGUGACGCUGCUGCGCGCCAAAACCAGCAGCGAGUAUGAGCAGAACCUGGGAGCCGACUAUAAACUGAGCGAGGUCUGUGAUGGAAAGGUCUCUGUUCACGUCAUUGAAGGAGACCAUCGCACCCUGCUGGAAGGAGAAGGAGUGGAGUCCAUCAUCAGCAUCAUCAGCCAUCAGCUGGCUGAGCCUCGGGUCACACCGAGGGAGGGCUGAGCACGCCCCGUUCCGCCCCGUUCCACCCCAUUCCACCACGUUCCACCACGUUCCAGAGACGCUUUUCCUCUUUCUGCUGAGUUCAGGAUGUUUAGAUUUUUUCAUUUAAUGGUACGAAACAUCCCGAACAGACGGCGAUGCUGUGAAAAUUUACCAACUCCUACUCUGAAUGAAAUGUUGGUUUGUUCAGAGAUGUUUGUUAGGUCCGUUUCUCCCAGUUAAACCAGUUUUCCAGCUUUAAUCCGUCUGCUGUGGAUCUAAUGACUGUGAUCCAAAAGAAACCCUUUAACUCUGUUUUACUGAAGGAACGUGUCCGGCACGCCUUCAACUGAUCAUGUGAAACAUGUCUGGCUUUUAACCCAUCACACAUCUCCAUGGAAACGACCUCAGAUGAUGUCUUGCCUGUAACCUCUGUAUUAUUGUAGAGAACCUCCUGAGUGCUCCGCCCUCAUUAAUAAAGAGUCUGAGUCUGUUAAUGAAAACUAGGAUAAGAAGGAAUCAUAUUUUGGAAAAUCCUACUAGAUGGUAAAGAAACGGCAAAUUAAAACAACUUCCCACUGGUGUGAUGCUGAGCUCAGGCAGCAGACAUGCUGUCUGAGGAGUUCAGUGUAUUUACAUCCUCGCUGCUGUUUUUAGCUGAAAUCACGGUUCAGUUAAACCAAAGUUUGUUUCAAAUAAAAGCUGGAACCACAGCAGGUCAGAAAGGAUGGAUCAUAAUGCUGGCUGGACCAGGACCAGGUCACAAGACCUGGUCCUGAAGUGAACGUUUCCUUUCUUUGUUCUUUAGUUUAGUUUACUCCUGAAAUAGAUCCUCAUGGGUGGAAGCAGAAUGAGUUUUUUAUCUUCACUCUUUAGUUAGUAGUUUGUUUAACCACAGAGGAAGUAUUAAUGAGCUGCUGUCCUCUCCGUCCUGUCAAAGCAACCUGUCCUCUGAGACCUGUCUGCUGGUCAGUGAAGGGUCAGGUGACAAGAUGGAGGCAUGUCCAUGUUUGUUCCUUUCUUGUAAUAUUGUGACUAAUAAAGAUCUCUCACUAA